AUGAGAAUCUUCAGUUGGGUUUCAAUAUUAUCCCUCGCCGCCCUAGGGACUUCCCAGCCAGCCAUCGAGGAAAUCAACCACAAAGCCGAUGAUAUUCCUUACGGCGCUUUCCCAUCGCUAACAGACUCCUUCGUCCUCUACCCCAUACCGACACCUGGUAUACCACCAAAAGUUGUAUACACAGGCCGCGCUGUUGUUUACAAUCGUUGUAGCUUCCCGGUCUACGUAUGGUCAGUGGGUAGUAUCAUCAAUCCCGAAGUGACCGUAUUGCCAUUCAAGCGCUACGAAGAAACAUUCCACCGUGAUGUUGUAUCAGGCGGUAUCGCGAUCAAAGUCAGCACAAAGCACGAUGGACUUUUCACCAGUGCCCCGCUGACUAUUUUCGCCUACAAUCUUGCCGGGGAUGGCAAAGUGUGGUAUGACCUCUCUGAUGUGUUUGGUGAUCCAUUUGAGGGACAUAGAGUUUCAUUGGAUCCAUCUUCGCCAGGGAUAUCCUGGGUGGAUGGGAAGCCUACCCAUGGGAGCCAGGUUCGCGUACAUGAUGCUGCGAGCGAUUUGGUUUUGAAGUUAUGUUGA
Molecule: messenger RNA, 576 nt
Organism: Penicillium angulare
Lineage: Eukaryota; Fungi; Ascomycota; Eurotiomycetes; Eurotiales; Aspergillaceae
Product: Bys1 family protein
Exons: 1
Coding region: 1-576 (191 amino acids)
Source: RefSeq, a predicted model, not a curated record